AUGCUGUUCCACAGUCUGUCGGGCCCCGAGGUGCACGGGGUCAUCGACGAGAUGGACCGCAGGGCCAAGAGCGAGGCUCCCGCCAUCAGCUCCGCCAUCGACCGCGGCGACACGGAGACGACCAUGCCGUCCAUCAGCAGUGACCGCGCUGCGCUCUGCGCCGGCUGCGGGGGCAAGAUCUCCGACCGCUACUACCUGCUGGCGGUGGACAAACAGUGGCACAUGCGCUGCCUCAAGUGCUGCGAGUGCAAGCUCAACCUGGAGUCGGAGCUCACCUGUUUCAGCAAGGAUGGAAGCAUCUACUGCAAGGAAGACUACUACAGGCGGUUCUCUGUGCAGCGCUGCGCCCGCUGCCACCUAGGCAUCUCGGCCUCGGAGAUGGUGAUGCGAGCUCGGGACUUGGUUUAUCACCUCAACUGCUUCACGUGCACUACGUGUAACAAGAUGCUGACCACAGGAGACCACUUCGGCAUGAAGGACAGCCUGGUCUACUGCCGCUUGCACUUCGAGGCGCUGCUGCAGGGCGAGUACACCGCGCACUUCAACCACGCGGAUGUGGCAGCCGCAGCGGCGGCAGCUGCCGCGGCCAAGAGCGCGGGGUUGGGUGCAGCCGGGGCCAACCCCCUGGGUCUUCCCUACUACAAUGGCGUGGGCACGGUGCAGAAGGGGCGGCCGAGGAAGCGCAAGAGCCCCGGGCCCGGGGCGGACCUGGCGGCCUACAACGCUGCGCUGAGCUGCAACGAGAACGAUGCGGAGCACCUGGACCGCGACCAGCCGUACCCGAGCAGCCAGAAGACGAAGCGCAUGCGCACCUCCUUCAAGCACCACCAGCUUCGGACCAUGAAGUCUUACUUUGCCAUUAACCACAACCCCGACGCCAAGGACUUGAAGCAGCUCGCGCAAAAGACGGGCCUCACCAAGCGGGUCCUCCAGGUCUGGUUUCAGAACGCCCGGGCCAAGUUCAGGCGCAACCUUUUACGGCAGGAAAACACUGGCGUGGACAAGUCGACGGAGGCGGCACUGCAGACGGGGACGCCUUCGGGACCGGCCUCGGAGCUGUCCAACGCCUCGCUCAGCCCCUCCAGCACGCCCACCACCCUCACAGACUUGACUAGCCCCACCCUGCCGACUGUGACAUCCGUCUUAACUUCUGUGCCUGGCAACCUGGAGGGCCAUGAGCCUCACAGCCCCUCGCAAACGACUCUUACCAACCUUUUCUAAUGAUUCUCAGUCCCCCGCCCCCGCCCCACAAUUUCUUUAAAAAAGAAAUUAUCUUUAGUUGAAUUCCAAGUGUAUUUUAAAAUAGAGGCUUUGAGCAACUAACUAACCACAUUUUAGGAUCUCGCCUGGAAAAUGAGGAA
Molecule: messenger RNA, 1361 nt
Organism: Kogia breviceps (pygmy sperm whale)
Lineage: Eukaryota; Metazoa; Chordata; Mammalia; Artiodactyla; Physeteridae
Gene: LHX2
Product: LIM homeobox 2
Biological process (GO): neuron differentiation; regulation of transcription by RNA polymerase II
Cellular component (GO): nucleus
Molecular function (GO): DNA-binding transcription factor activity, RNA polymerase II-specific; RNA polymerase II transcription regulatory region sequence-specific DNA binding
Source: RefSeq, a predicted model, not a curated record